AUGUUUGCUUGUUUGGGUAAACACUACUACAGAGAUGCCUGUAUGGUAUUCCUUUCCCACCUGAAAUACUGGCAAGACACAAAUCAUCCCAUGCUCACAGAGUUUUUUAAGAUGAUGCCAGAGUUUUCUGAAGUUGUCUGUGAAUUGUUUUUCUCAGUGUUAUCUGCACAUACCAAACCACAUGAUACUGAAGAACAAGUUCAAAGCAGUGCCAUUACAGUUGACUUGAUGGAAGAGGAAGUUCCAUCAAUCCAUGAUGUGUAUAAAGUUCGUCCCCUCGACUGCUACACCCAUAACCUAAUGCCUAGCACGGGACCAAAGUUCUUUGCUCUUGUGGAAGAUGCAACAUCAUUCCUGAAAAUACUUUUCAAUAAGUGUUUAGGAGAGGAAGGGAUUCCACUUGAAGAAGCAGCAACUUUUGACAAAACCACAGGCCUGCUGUCAUAUCAGACCAAAGUCUUUGGGCUUGUUCCAGCAAAUCUUUUCCCAUUGCCAUGUUCUCUUCCAUCUUGUGCUGUUGUUUGUUCUAUUUGUGAAGGCCUGUUAGAUGGUUCCAUCGAGUACAAAAGCCGCAUCAGAUUAAAAUGUGGCCACAUGUUUCAUCAGCUUUGCCUUGUCCCUAAUCUUGGAAGCAUACAAUUGAAAGCAUUAUAUAAAGAAGAGCUGAAAUCUCUAUGCAGCAUGUAUAACCUCAACACUAUUGGCACAAAAGCAGUUUUAUUGGAGCGCUUGAAUGACAGUUUGACGCCAGCACAGAAACAGAUGAAAAUUACAAGUUGUCAAGGGUGUACACGAGAAGACACAUCACCGUCUCUAAGGAUGUUUCGCCACUGUUGCAAGAAUUUCAUACUUCCUGAUCAAGAAUCCAUUCGAUUACCAUGCAGUCACAUUGUCCACAAGUUAUGCAAGAAAUCUGGAAGCUGUACAAUUUGCACUUUUCUGUUACGAGAAUUGACAACUACAGUUUGUGAAAAAGCCAAGUUGACAUUCACUAAAGAAUAUGUUCCCAAAUCAGGUACGUCAGCAGAUGAUGAACAAGACAGUGAUGAAGAUACUGAAGAUUACAGUGAUAUUGGACCAGGUUUAUCUGAAAAGCAAGAGAAGGUUGUGCAUUAUUUUGGAGAAUUGGCAGUAAAAACCAAGCACAACAAAGAACAAAGGGGCUCACUUCCUAAACUUAAAAUUGACAAAGUGUCAGAGUGA
Messenger RNA from Actinia tenebrosa (Australian red waratah sea anemone), 1203 nucleotides. RefSeq lists its product as uncharacterized. The record is from RefSeq and is a predicted model, not a curated record. NCBI's taxonomy places the organism in Eukaryota, Metazoa, Cnidaria, Anthozoa, Actiniaria, Actiniidae.